AUGAAUGUAGGUGUGGGAAAGGAUGAGAGCACAGUGUUGUGUGGUGAUGGGGUGAAUGGUGGUGGUGAUGGGGUGAAUGGUGGUGGUGAGGGUGAAAGUGAAGUGGUAGAGGGGGAUGGUGUGCAGGGAGAGCAGCAGGUGGAGUUGAGGGGCGAUGAUGAGCAUUUAGGGUGUGGGUAUCAGGGAGAGAAAGGAGAGGUGCAGGUGGAAAGAGAGAACAAUGCAGCGUUGAUUUCUGGAGCUGAAGUGGCAGGAGAGACGGGUGAAGCAGAGGAGGCGAUGGAACUGGAGGCUUCAGCCCCGUUAAAGAGGCGAAGUAAAAGGAAGAGUGCGGUGACCUCUCUGCAGGCCAGUAAACAGGCCAGCAAGCUGGCUGCAGAGUCAAAAGAGCUGUCGGACAGUAGCGACGCUGAGAGCUGGGUUUCCGAUAUCAGCAAGGUUUCUGUAUCUCAAAAACAUGGCAUGAUGGAUUCUGCACUCGGCACAGAUGAAAGGUGGACUUGCGUGGUGCACCCAAUGCAUGGACUGGGUUCUCGUACACAGAGACUGGAGUCUCACAAAGAAGUGAUGUCCCACUGGAUCUCUUCAGUCUCUCCAGCUGCUCUGACUGUGAGUCCCAGCAGAUCUCAGUUCUUUAGAGGAGAAUCAGUGACUCUGAAAUGUGAGGAUGGAAACAUCUCUGAUGGAUGGACUGUGAUGAGAAACAGAACCGGAGGAACCAGGACUCAGUGUGAUAAAGGUGGAUGGGGGAAACCAGUUGGUUCUACCUGUAGCAUCACCUUGCACCCAUCAGACUCUGGUGUGUACUGGUGUGAGUCCACAUCUGGAUCCUCCCCCAGCAGCAGCAGCAGCAUCCAGCUCUCUGUCUCUGGUGGAUCAGUGAUCCUGCAGAGUCCUGUCCUCCCUGUGAUGGAGGGAGAUGACGUCACUCUGAGCUGCAGAGCAAAGAGUCCAGCCCACAACCUCCCAGCUGCUUUCUAUAAAGAUAAAGUCGUCAUUGGUCAUGGAGCAUCGGGAAACUUUACUCUUAAAACAGUGAAGAGAUCUGAUGAAGGCUUUUAUAAAUGCAGCAUCAGCGAUCAGGGAGAGUCUCCAUCCAGCUGGAUCUGGGUCAAAGCUCUGAGGCGGCGCUGCUUCACUACUGUUCUCUACGCCACCAGGACAGAAGAAGAAGAAAAACUUUGAUGCUGAAACUGCAGAAAACGUUGAUGAUGUGAAACUGGAUCAGUUAUAUAACUYUGAUAGCUUUCUGUUAUAAACUGUAGACAUGAUAAAGAUGUUCAGAAGAAUCUGAUUAUUGAUUCUGACRAUAAAUUAAAGCAGAAUUAAAAAUAA
Poecilia reticulata (guppy) is the source of this 1335-nucleotide messenger RNA. The record is from RefSeq and is a predicted model, not a curated record. NCBI's taxonomy places the organism in Eukaryota, Metazoa, Chordata, Actinopteri, Cyprinodontiformes, Poeciliidae.